Molecule: messenger RNA, 1250 nt
Organism: Tachysurus fulvidraco (yellow catfish)
Lineage: Eukaryota; Metazoa; Chordata; Actinopteri; Siluriformes; Bagridae
Gene: zswim2
Product: zinc finger, SWIM-type containing 2
Exons: 8
Coding region: 300-1250 (316 amino acids)
Molecular function (GO): zinc ion binding; ubiquitin protein ligase activity
Source: RefSeq, a predicted model, not a curated record
UUUCUGUUGCUAUAGAAACGCCUCAGCGACGUGGCUAAGUCUAAAUUCUAGAUGGUUCUUUAGUUCACAGAAGAACACUUAGACGGCGUUAAUAUCAAUGGGGACAUAAUGACUAACGUAGUGCCCUUGUGUUGGUUUGGCGUCGAUUUGGGACGCAGCUUAAAAAGUACUGUUGUGGUAACUAGAUGUACAGAACAGAGAUAAGCUUGUUAGUAUGUUUUAGGUCGUCAGAGCUCAACUAACUAACUAACUAACUAACUAACUAACUAACUAACAAAUUAACUAGCUAGAAAAAGGUAAUGUUUCGAAAAACAGUUUGGAGAAAAGCAGUCAGCGAUGCUGUAAAUUGGCACCAAGACGAGUCUCUCAACACGACGAUUUUAAUCCUGAGAGAAUUCGGACCGACUGGGUUCCUUCUCAAAGAGGACACAGAACCCAAAAACUACAAAGUGUUCUUAGGUGAUCCUCAUACCUGCACUUGUGGAACGUUCCAGAAAGAGAAGGACCUCUGCAAACACAUUUGCUGGGUUUUGAUGCGCAAAUUUAGGCUACCAAGAGAUCAUGAAUAUUGUUUCCAGCUAGGUCUGGUAGAGCGACAGAUAAUGGAAGUGUUACAGCAUCCAUACAAGGUUGCCAUCACUCCAUCAGCCUCUGCACAGCUUCAAACUAGUAAGGAAGAUGAUGGUACAAUUAAGCAGAAAAACAUUGGGGAUGAUGAUAUCUGUCCCAUCUGUCAAGAAGAACUGCUUAUGAAAAGACUUCCAGUGGCACAUUGCAGGUUUGGAUGCGGAAACAACAUUCACAUCUCCUGCAUGAAAGUGUGGGCUGACCAUCAGGGCGGGUCAGACACAGACGGCAUGGUGAAGUGUCCACUGUGCCGGGAGAAUUUCAGCACCAUGAAGAUGUUGCUGAAGCUGGUAGGAUGGGUGAAAAAUGCAGGGCAGUUUUGUACCGCGUCAGAGAGCGAGCAUCUGGAGAAACACCUGGGGAUCCCGUGUAACAACUGCAGUGCACUGUGUGCAGUUAUUACCACUUGUGUGAGGAUUGCUUUAAGACAAGUUGUCAUCCUCGACACAGCUUCGCGGUUCAGGGUUUUGUCUCGUUACCCGGCUAUCAUUUCUAACCGGCACAUGUAUGGGUUAAACAUUAUUCUGCAGAAAAGAAAUCAGUCAUGGCAACUAAUGGAGAGCAAGAAGAGCUUAACAGACAAUCAAGAGAUCGUCAGUUACCCCCAAGCAAACCCCAAGUAA